ACAGCACUUAAGCGUAUCGCUUGUGUAUUCAAUACCCCCGAAUUCUAUUUUAUACGUUGGUCAAAAAUCAUCGAUCUUUUUUCAACAAUUAAAUAACAAAACAGCAGUAUUUAGUGCGGGCGUUCAAAUGUUAUAAAUUAUAGGUCAAAUAUGUGUUUGGUGUAGAGUUUUGUUUUAAAAACAAAAUUAAAAACGAAACAUAUUAACAUUCAUUUUGAAUUAAGCAAAAAACACAAAAUUUAGAUGUAAAUGGGAACACGAGACAAGUGUAUUUGUUUAUUCAUAGCUUUAUUAUCAGUUUUACAAUAAACGUGAUGUCGCUAUGUUCUCAAGUUGUGUAACACGAUAAAAACCAAUGCUACGCAUUGUAAGCUAAACAUCUAAAGUGAUAAAGUAAAGUUGCAAAUUGAACUGCAAUAUAAUAUUGAUUCGCAACAAAACCGAAAGAGAAACAAAGAAAAAUCAACGACCACAAACAUUGUGCAGUGUGCAUCACAAAGAUCUGACGACAACCGAUUUUUAUUGUAUUAAUGGAGCAAUAAGAAUAUCACAAUUUGAAUUGCAAAUAGAAAUGUACUAGUGCUGCCGGAUUCGAGAUUAAUGGAAAUGCUUUGGCUAUGGAUGAGAUUAUUGAUUGUGUCGCUAAUGGGGUUGACAGCGUUGCGAGCCGAACCUUGUUUAUCAUCAACCGAAAGUCAAGAUACUCGAGUCAAUUUAGCGACAUACGAUGAAGAAAUUGUUAUUCAAGUAUCGAAUAACGUGUUGCAUCAAAUCAGUUCACAUGUAUUCGGUAUAUUGGCAAAGGAAAUUCUAAACCGAAAAAUUGUGUACGAGGACAUUCAAUUCCCACAAGAUCUCAUUAACGAAAGAGAAAAACUUUCUGAAAUACUUGAUAAAAUUCAAAGUUCAUCGAAGCCGCUGUUAAAUUUAGGAGUAUGGAUGCCACCAGAUUAUCAAAUCGCACCGCCUGACGUUAACAAAGAGGAAAUGGUUGGACGUUUCAGUACAGGAAGAUUUGGAUGGUUUGUGCCUAGGAAACUUUUCGAAAAUGAUGGCGCUUCGUUAACCAUUCCCUAUACAAUAUUCAAAAAUAAUAAAAAAAACGAAUUCAACCGUUUUAUUUACGAUGAGAGCAUUUUAAAGCAAUUUAAACACGAUGCUCAAUACAUCCCGGACCACUGUCAAAAUGAGAAAUGCGUGACUUUGUUGUCUGGACAUAGAGAGGAUACAUUUUUUGUAACCGCACACAUUGAUGAGCUUCAAUUAUAUGUGAAGAUUAUUUGGUUCGGCGAUAUUUUACGUUACGUGACUAAAGCCUUAUUCAAUCAAUUGGCUGAUGCUAAUCGAUACAAAGAAAAUCGUAAGUCAUUCAUUAUUGUCUAUUGGACACCGUCUGAAAUAAUCGAUGGCGAUAUCGAUUAUGAAACAAUAAUAAUGCCAAAGUGUGAACAAUUUAAUAGUAAAAAUAGCAAAGAUACAAUGUGCAAAUACGAAUUGACGCCGAUUCUCAAGUAUGCAAAAUGUAGUUCAACAUUAAAACAUUCAACUCCGGUGUAUACAGUAUUAAGUAAUAUUUAUUUUGAGAGAAAUAAUGAAACCUAUCUAUUACAAUUGUACAAUAAUUUAACCGAUCGACACUCAGAAGUUAGUUACACUGAUAAGACACGUUUGGAUAAAACUGUACAAGAUGAUACAAUUUUAAAUAAUGCGAACAACAAAACGCAACUAUACGAUGAAAUCGCGUGCAGAUUUAUUAAAGAAAAUGAACAAUGGUUCAGAGAUAUGGUUGAAUUACCAGAACAGAAGGCACGACAGAGAAGAAAGAUUUACAUUGGAGGUAUUUUUCCAAAGAAAGAAGAAGCCGAACUUGAACAUAACGGAACAAUAAUUGCGGUUGAAUUAGCUCAAAAAGAUAUCGAACAAAAUGAAACACUUUUGCCGGAUAUUGAGUUGAUGGUGAUUUCUCAUGAUGACGGAUGUCAUUUGGACACAGUAAUGCGAACAUUCAUUAAUUACUAUGUUGAUCGAGAAGAUGUGCUUGGGGUCCUGGGACCCCCAUGUAGUGAGAGCUUACAGCCCAUAGCGAGUUUAUCGAAGCACAUUCACAUGACUGUUAUAAGCUAUUCCGCCGAAGGAUUUUCUUUUAAAGACCGCGAAAAAUAUCCAUACUUUUUUCGAACAAUCGGCGAAAAUCGACAAUAUGAACAUGUUUAUGUAAAAUUAUUCAAAGAGUUAAAUUGGCAUCGGGUUGUUGCUUUCACCGAGGACGGACAGAAAUACACCGAAUACAUAUCACUAUUGGAGAAUUCACUGAAAGAAAAUGGCAUUGAAUUAACAAAUAAAAAAUUCUCUAAAUAUUUUAGCCCAGAGAAAAUGCAGAGUUCACUUUUGGACCUGAAAAAUAAGAACUCGAACAUUAUUAUUGCUGAUGUUUAUGACGAACAAGCAGGCGUAGUGCUUUGCGAAGCUUUUAAAUUGAAGAUGUCUGCAAAGCAUGGUUAUGUGUGGUUCUUGCCAAUUUGGGUGGAUAAAAAUUCAAAAGAAAUCUACGAAUCUGAGAAUGUAAAUUGCACACGUGAUCAAAUUGAUCAAAUGCUGGAAGGUCAUUUUUCUCUCGUUGGAUCAUCUUAUGCGGCUGAUGAAACCAUUAUGGAAACAAAUCAAACAGUUGGCAAAUGGAAGGAAAUGUACGGUUUAUCGAAUACAUCUCAUUAUGGUGGCUAUGCAUAUGAUGCAGUUUGGGUGUACGCAUUGGCAUUGGAUAAAUUAAUUAAAGAGUCACCAAAUUAUUUAGCAACACUUAACACACCCAAUACGACUGAACGAUUUGUUCAAAUAUUAUCGGAGAGUGAUUUCACCGGUGUAUCUGGUCGCAUUCAAUUCGGUGAAGGUGGAUCACGUUUUUCGACCAUCAAUGUUCAGCAAUGGGUGAAUAAUGAACACCGUUUAGUUGCCGUUUUUGAACCGUAUAUCGCUGAAAGUCGUGUGAUUCAAGGUGGGCAUUUCAAUUUCAGUGCAUCGAAUAUAAUUUGGUUAACUGAAAAUGGUGCUGCUCCAACCGAUGGAACAAACGUCUGUAGUGUUGCCGGUCUUGCAAAUCUACUCGGCUACGAUUGUUCACAAACGAUGUUGAUUAUAACUGCAUUAUUGGCAGCGUUACUUGUUAUAUUGUUGUCGGCCACGUCAUUUAUAUUUUGGAAGCGACGAUAUGAUCAGAAAUUUAAGGCAUCUGCAAAAUUUUUGCGAAUUUUCGGCAUCGAUUUUAAUACAUUGGCUCCGGUACACUCGAACACUCUGGACAAAUGGGAAAUAAGCAAAGAUCGAGUUGUAAUCAACAGGCGGCUGGGGGAAGGAGCUUUCGGGACGGUCUACGGGGGUGAAGCUCAAAUCGACGAUCAUUGGACCGCUGUCGCUGUGAAAACAUUGAAAAAAGGCUCAAACACAGAAGAUCGAUUGGAUUUUUUAUCCGAAGCCGAGGCUAUGAAAAGAUUUGAUCACAGUAAUAUUGUACGUUUAUUGGGCGUGUGUCUACAGUCCGAACCAAUUUAUGCUAUAAUGGAGUUCAUGCUAUAUGGCGAUUUGAAAACAUAUUUACUGGCACGGCGACAUUUGGUCAAUGAAAAAAUAUGCGACGAUUCGGAUAUUUCACCGAAGCGUUUAACAAUGAUGGCAUUAGAUGUGGCAAAAGCACUGAGCUAUUUAUCCGAAGUGAAGUAUGUGCAUCGUGACGUAGCUUGCAGAAAUUGUUUGGUAAAUACACAACGUGUUGUGAAAUUGGGUGAUUUUGGUAUGGCGCGAUCAACAUCGGAAAAUGACUACUAUCGCUUCAGUCGAAAAGGUAUGCUUCCUGUUCGCUGGAUGGCCCCAGAAUCACUGAGUUUGGGAAAGUUCACACCAGCCUCAGACAUUUAUUCAUUUGGCGUUCUUUUGUAUGAAAUCAUCACCUUUGGUUCGUUCCCAUUUCAAGGGAUGACCAACACUCAAGUUCUAGAUUAUGUAAAGGAAGGUAACACGCUCACAAUACCAAAUGGAAUAAAACCCGCACUAGAGGGCUUAAUGAAGGCCUGUUGGUCUCUAUCGUAUAUAAAACGGCCAACCGCAUCUGAAGUGGUUGAUUUCAUUGGAAAUUAUCCAAAAUUGGUGACCGCUUCACUCGACGUACCUUUGAAAUCGGUCCAAAUACCGGAAACGGACAGCGAUCAAUUGGAAUUGUUGCCUGGCCUACGAAAAAUUCAAAAUGAACAAACUGACGAGCAAGAAGAUCAAAGUACAUAUAUAAAUCCACAUCCACAUCCAAAUCGCCUUAGAAUACCUAAUGGCAUCACACUUAGUGAAUUUAAUGCGGCCAACGAUGACUAUACUAUUUCAAAUCCGGCCACGCCAUCGAUAACAUACAAUCCCAUUGAACCACUGUUAUCAAUGUACGAUAGCGGCAGCAACGGAAGUCUCCGUCGAUAUGUUCCCAUGUGUGGUGUUAAACAAAAGAAAGGCAAUCGGGCAUUACAAAUGCUCGACGAACAUGUUGUUUAAUUCAUUAUUAUUAUUUUUUUAUAAGUUACCAAAUCAAAGCACUGAAAAGAGACUUGAAACAAAAGCAUUUACCACUUUUUUCGCUAUAGGCAUUUAAAAAGAAACAUUUUUUCGUUUAUAUAAAUAUAUAUAUUUUUUGAUAAUUUCAUAAUUGAGAAAAAAAUGAAAAAACCAAAUUAGACUUCUAUCUUUUUUAUAAGUUACUAUUUUUUAAGUAUUUCAAUAAGACGGAAUAAAAGAGAA
Messenger RNA from Contarinia nasturtii (swede midge), 4773 nucleotides. Its product is annotated as receptor-type guanylate cyclase gcy-18-like. Gene Ontology annotation, cellular component: signaling receptor complex. Gene Ontology annotation, molecular function: ATP binding; transmembrane receptor protein tyrosine kinase activity. Bases 601 to 4530 code for a protein of 1309 amino acids. The record is from RefSeq and is a predicted model, not a curated record. Gene Ontology annotation, biological process: cell surface receptor protein tyrosine kinase signaling pathway; protein phosphorylation; positive regulation of kinase activity. The transcript is spliced from 12 exons. Lineage: Eukaryota; Metazoa; Arthropoda; Insecta; Diptera; Cecidomyiidae.